Rhea pennata is the source of this 1950-nucleotide messenger RNA. RefSeq names its product eomesodermin (gene EOMES). NCBI's taxonomy places the organism in Eukaryota, Metazoa, Chordata, Aves, Rheiformes, Rheidae. Gene Ontology annotation, biological process: endodermal cell fate specification; mesoderm formation; regulation of transcription by RNA polymerase II. The transcript is spliced from 6 exons. The coding region runs from base 1 to 1950 and encodes 649 amino acids. Gene Ontology annotation, cellular component: nucleus. The record is from RefSeq and is a predicted model, not a curated record. Gene Ontology annotation, molecular function: RNA polymerase II cis-regulatory region sequence-specific DNA binding; DNA-binding transcription factor activity, RNA polymerase II-specific.
AUGCAGCUGGGCGAGCCGCUGCUGGCCGCGGCGGGGGCCCUGCCGGGCGCCCCUUUCUACCCGCUGGAGGGCGGCGGCGGCGGCGGCGGGGCCCGCGGGCCGCCCGCCUCGGGCUCGGGCUCGCCGCCGCGCCUGGACCUCGACAAGGCGCCCAAGAAGUUCCCGGCCAUGCUGGGCGAGGCGGAGGCGGGCGAGCCGCCCUUCGGCGCCCCGAAGCCCGACGGCCGCAAGGCCACCCCCUGCGGCGAGGAGGAGCUGCCGCCCGCCGCCGCCCGCUACUCCAUGGACAGCCUCAGCCCCGAGCGCUACUACCUGCAGUCGCCCGGGCCGCCGGGCGCCGACCUGGGGGGCGGCUGCUCCCUCUUCCCCUACCCGGCCGCGGGGCAGCACGGCGCCGUGUACCAGCCGCCCGCCGCGGCGCGCUACCCCUACGGCUCGGUGCUGCCGCCGGGGGGCUUCGCCGGCGCCGUCUGCCCGCCCGGCGCCCGGGCGCAGUUUGGCGGCGGCGGCGGCUACCAGUACGGGCAGGCGGCGGGCGGCGGCCCCCUCUACGGCCCCUACCCGGCGGCGGCGGCCGGCUCCUGCGGCGGGCUGGGGGCGCUGGGGGUGCCGGCGGCGGGGCCCGGGCUGCGGGCGCAGGUUUUCCUCUGCAACCGGCCCCUCUGGCUCAAGUUUCACCGGCACCAGACGGAGAUGAUCAUCACCAAGCAGGGCCGGCGCAUGUUUCCUUUCCUGAGUUUUAACAUCACCGGCCUCAACCCCACGGCUCACUACAAUGUGUUCGUGGAGGUGGUGCUGGCGGACCCCAACCACUGGCGCUUCCAGGGGGGCAAGUGGGUGACCUGCGGCAAAGCCGACAACAACAUGCAAGGCAACAAGGUUUACGUUCACCCCGAAUCGCCCAACACCGGGGCUCACUGGAUGAGGCAGGAGAUCUCUUUUGGGAAGCUGAAGCUGACGAACAACAAAGGUGCCAACAACAACAACGCGCAGAUGAUAGUACUGCAGUCUCUACACAAAUACCAACCUCGGCUGCACAUUGUAGAAGUGACUGAAGAUGGCGUGGAAGAUUUGAAUGAUUCUUCAAAGACUCAAACUUUUAUUUUUCCUGAAACGCAAUUCAUAGCAGUUACAGCAUAUCAAAACACUGAUAUUACCCAGCUCAAAAUUGACCAUAAUCCUUUUGCGAAAGGCUUCAGAGACAACUAUGACUCCAUGUACACAGCUUCAGAAAAUGACAGAUUAACUCCAUCUCCCACGGAUUCUCCUAGAUCCCACCAGAUUGUCCCUGGCGCCCGAUACAGCAUGCAACCCUUCUUCCAAGAGCAGUUUGUGAACAACCUGCCCCCUGCCAGGUUUUACAAUGGCGAGAGAACAGUACCUCAGACAAACGGCUUGCUUUCCCCGCAGCAGAACGAAGAGGUGGCCAGCCCUCCUCAGCGGUGGUUUGUUACUCCUGUACAGCAGCCCAGUGCCAACAAGUUGGACAUGAACUCUUAUGAGACGGAGUAUUCUCCUAGCACCUUGCUCCCUUACAGCAUUAAAUCCCUUCCCCUUCAGACAUCCCAUGCUCUGGGAUAUUACCCUGAUCCAACAUUUCCAUCCAUGGCAGGCUGGGGGAGCAGAGGCUCUUACCAGAGAAAAAUGACAACAGGAUUACCUUGGACCUCCCGAACAAGUCCUCCAGGUUUUUCUGAAGACCAGCUUUCCAAGGACAAGGUCAAAGAAGAAAACAGCUCAUCCUGGAUAGAGACUCCACCCUCCAUAAAGUCUCUAGAUUCAAAUGAUUCUGGGGUCUACACGGGUGCUUGUAAGAGAAGACGACUCUCCCCUAGCACUUCAAGCAAUGAAAAUUCCCCAACUAUGAAAUGUGAGGACAUUAAUGCUGAGGACUAUAGUAAAGACACUUCAAAAGGCAUGGGCUACUACGCAUUCUAUACCAGUCCUUAA